Molecule: messenger RNA, 5557 nt
Organism: Contarinia nasturtii (swede midge)
Lineage: Eukaryota; Metazoa; Arthropoda; Insecta; Diptera; Cecidomyiidae
Product: protein PRY1-like
Exons: 6
Coding region: 1274-2335 (353 amino acids)
Cellular component (GO): extracellular region
Source: RefSeq, a predicted model, not a curated record
CAAUCGCACAGUACUCUUACAAAAUACUGCUGCUAACACACUACUUGUUCUUGUUCACUCUUUAACACUUUAUUUUCGUGUUCUUGCCACUCGUAAAAAUACACAUCAAAUAAAACAAUAUUUUGAAUCCCCCAAACGACAACGUAAACAACACCGUGAAUCCACUUGACUGUUGAAAGCCAAACAUUAUUUACGAGAAUAAUAACUGUGUGGUUUACCUUUAUUUGUGAAUAGAAAAAAAUACAAAUUUUGUUGAGAGAGAGAAAACAUAAAUUAAGCGAUCGUUCCACAUUUUUUUUCUCACGUUUCUCAUCAUAAGCGCAUUUCCAAUCAACAAAUCAAUUUAAUCGUCACGAAGCGAAUUUUCGAUGGUUGUAAAUAAACAUUGUAGAAUAAUCCACAUUUUUCGCUUCUGCAUGCAAACGCACACACACGCACACGCACACGAAAAGAGUAUAUAUUCAAAUAAAAUUGGCCGCUUAGUGAUGUUCUUCAAAUCGUUUGACCAUGCUUGCAGUUCAUACUUGUAAUUGUAUCACAAACGCAAUGUAAAAAAGCUUCAUUUUCUCAUUCAAACAGAGAGCUAGAGUGAGUUCGUCGGAUGGUUGAGUGAGUGUUGAUUUGGUUGAGUAGUGUCUCGUGUGUGGAAAAUGCGUAUGGUUUUUGACGCAUAACUGCAUAAACAAACCGCAUUUAACCCAUUUAUUCGACUUUGUUUCUUCGCCCGCUCAUUCGCGCGCGCUAUCUCUAUCUAUUACAUUUCGCUCGCUCUCGCACACUCAUUUCGUACCGAAUAUUGAAGAACAGUUUUAAGUGCAAUUGAAAUUCAUGUGUUUUUUUUUUUUCAACGUACUACAAUUUAGGGCAGUUUCAUCAAAGUAAAAUAAAAAUAAAUGUCGAUAACAUUUUUUAUUGAUAAACAGUGCCUAGAAUGUAGAUAAAUUAUGUAUAUAACAUUUUAAAGGUGAAAAAGGGAAAAGACUAGACAAGAAAGAUAGAAAUAAAGCGUUUUUUUUUUAUUUCUGUCGUUGCUUUCAUCCUUAACGAAUAACAACGUUAGAGAGAUGCCGCAAUAUUCUGAAUAUAUUAGAUAUUUGACAACACAUCCACGUACAUAUGUUGUUGACAUAGUUUGAAAGCCACAUAAAUGUUCGAUUACGACAAGUAAAUACAUAGAAACGCCAUCAAACAUACAAUCAAAACAAGAAAAUAUCUACAUAGAGCGAAUUUUAAUCAAUUUCCGGACCGUUGCUAUUUGAAAAUUGACAUUGCAAUGGCAAUUAAUACAAAUUCAAGUGUGAAAGCAUCAGCACCAUCAUCUUCAUCGGCAGCACCAUCAACUAGCACAAAUGAUUUAAUUGAAUUGAGUAUUCUACAAAAGAAGGCGCCGGGUACGGCCGUUGCUGCUGCUGCUGCUGUAACCACAACAACAACACCAAUUCUGAAGCGAAAAGGUGGGGGCGGAUCAAAGCGUCUACAAUUUUCGACGCCUGAAUUUAGUGUUACACCAAUUGCCACCGUUCCGGGCAUCAAUACACGGCUAAUACCCAGCCGAAGACGCGAAGAGGCAAUUGUGAUGGCCAAUUUACGAAAACGUGUUGCAGCUUGUGAUUUAGAGCGUAGACGACCCGUUAGCGCAGUUAGCGAUGCAAGCCGAACUAGUGAACCAAAUCAGGAUGAAUUAGAUAAUCGACCGUUGUUAUCAAAGCAGACAUUUUCAAAUCGUGAUUCAUGCAACGAUGGAAGUGUGAGUGGUGCCGGUGACGAAAGCCCCAAAUCGAUCAGCAGCUUUGUACAGGACAAGGAUUUUAUACUAGACUGUUUGUGUUGGCAUAAUGAAUAUAGAGCGCGACAUUCGGCAAAAGCACUCACCGUAUCGCCCGAAUUAUGUGAUGCAGCACAAAAAUGGGCCAAUCAUUUAGCAGCAACAAAUGAAUUCUACUAUCGAUCAGCGAAAACACUCGGCCAGAAUUUGUUCUGUUGCCCGUGCAGCGCAUUGGUUACAGAUUUAACAGGUCAAGAGGUGGCUUCGUACUGGUACAGUACGGUGCGGCGAUACAAUUAUUUUAAGGAUAUACGUCUACUGCACACCAAUGUCAAUGCUGGACACUUCACGCAAAUGGUGUGGUUGAAAACAAAACUCUUCGGCAUCGGCAAAGCCACAUCACAAACGGGCAAAAUAUUUGUGGUCGCCUUUUACUAUCCACCAGGGAAUAUAGUUAAUGAAUUUCAUCUGAAUGUACUUCCACCGACAAUGGAUCAGGCGUCAUCGUCACCAAAAACCGAUAGUAGUGCACAAACAUCAUCAAAAUCAACAUCAAGACGCCCCAAAUGAAUGUUUCGCAAUUGAAAUUCAUGGUUUGAUCUCAAAUUCAUAGCAAAUAAGGUUUAUUAUAUUCAUUUAAAUGCUCAGCUUUUUUUCUUACAAAAUCAAGCUUUUAAUUUACGUUCGAAAUGUGAACAAAAAUGAAAUCAAAUGCCUUUGUUAGGAGAAAUUAGCGAUACUUUUAAACAAAAAAAAAAAACUAUUUGCACGAAUCAUAGUCUCGCAAUUUGCACACGCCUUAUUUUCCUCAUCUGAAUACCAAUUUGCUUCCAAUGCAUACUUUAGACCAUUCAAAACUUAGUUAGACCAUUCAAAAAGUAAAUAGGAACCAAUGUAAUAAAUAGAAAAAGUAAUAGUACAAUCAAAAUAUAUAUAUAUAUAUAAACGCUGAAAGAGUAAACAUAAUACCGAACAGCUGACGCUUCAAUCAGACUACACAUCGACGUCAGUCUGGGCAAUAGAUGAACUUGAAAUACAUAUACAUGAAAAUCCCGUCCAAACAAACAAACCAACAAAUAAAAAAACCAAAAUUUACGUAGACAUUACAACGUACUUUUUAAGAUAGAUCGUUACAAAUCAAAGCAAACAAAACAAUUUAACCAGACACGUGAAUAAAAAUAAACGCAAAAAAACAUAUAGAAAAAAAUACCAUAAACAACGGAAGUGGAUCUGACACGCAAAGUGGAUCAACAAAAUCAGAAACUGAAUGAGACCGAUACCAACUACUCAAUAUAUAGAUAUACAUUUUUAUCGAUUCCAAUUGCUUGAGAGCUUCCAAUGAAAAUGAUGACAAAAAAAUAAUAAUCAUUUUUGUUCUUGUUUGAAAACAAAAAAAAAGAUGUAGAAAAAAUUUGCUUAGUGAUACGCUUAUUAAUUCUUCUGUUCUAGCUGUUCAGUGUAAUAUGCACUGAAUUUUCUUUUCUCUUCUUCCCGACUCACAAAUAAAAACAUGGACAUGGUUGUGUAUUUUUGUUAAUUGUUGUUAAAUUAAACAUAAGUAGAGUUAAUGAAUUAUAUUUAAAAAGCAUGGAAAACAUUUUUUGGCUUGAUAAAUCGUCAUUUGAACUCAAGACGCGCAUAUUUUUGAUAGUUGUAUGCCCCAACAAUUUUUUUACAGGGAUAAUAUAUUGUCUUGACCUUCCUCACUUUCACCAUUUGAAAGAAAUACAACAACAAUGACAAUGUAUUCCUUUUUAAAUGCUUCGCCGAUUUUGAGGCCCCCGCCGUUCACAACGGGAAUAUAAUUCAAGUCUCAUUUUUGACAUUAAUUUUAAAAUGGCUAAAACCGCGAACGAUCAAGAUACAUUAAAUUCAAGGCCUCCAAAUAAUCUACUUGGGUCAUAAAUUAUUUUUUAAAUGAAUUAAUAGUAUGGCAUUAAGAAUAAAGAGUCAUUUAUCAAAUACAUUUUGAUAGCAAUGAAAAGAGUACCGUUUUGUGUUUUCAGUUUUUUUUUUGUUUUGAAAGUCUUGAAGAGAGCCAUACCCAUUCUCAUUCUGCCUGCAGAAGUAUGCAUCUUUGAAAAAAAAAUGGACAUUUCCAUAAAGUCUGUUUAAAUUUUUUAAAAUGUUUUUACUAAUAUGAACCAAUUUUGACUUCCAUCACACAUAGAAACAGAAAUACCGGGCUUAACAAACUUCAUUGAAUUUUUAAAAAUAAUAGUAUACUUUCACAAUUUUGUGAAAUGAAAAUAAUCCUUUGGAAUCAAUGUAUACAAUUCAAAAUACGGCAAUAAUUGGAUUCAAAAGAAUUUCGUUUUUUUUCGGAAUGGUUGGUAUAAUUUCAAUUAAAACACAAUUUUUCGAGAAAAAAAAUUUAUAAUUGCAUAAAAUCGAAUAGAUAUAUAAGUAAUAAGACAUAAUUUUGCAUUUAAUUUGACUAUUUCAAUCAAUUUAAUUGUUUUCCCCAUAUGAAUUGUAAUAAUAAUAUUAAGUGCUUGGCAAUCAAAAAUGUUCAGAUAAUUUUUAUGACAAAAAAGCAAAAUAAAACAGACGAAGAAAUAAAAAAAAAAACAACGACUGAACGAAAAACAUACUGCUUGAGAACGGAAACAAAUAACAAAUGAAUGGCUUCAACGAACGAAUAUUUCCGAUUCCAUUAAAAUUGACAAGAUAUUAACCGCGACACAGAGAAAAUUGCAUCAAGAUAAACACAAAAUGAAUUCAUUUGAAAUCUGAAUAUACCACAUUCACUGGUGUCACAUGUACGACACAAUGGAUUAAGUCUCGAGCUAGUUCUGUUAUUAUGAGUCUAUAUUUGCCUUGGCCAGUUCAUGUUGGCAAUAAUCCAAGCGGAGGAGCUUCGUCAACAAUUUUGAAUAACGCCUGAAAUAGCCAACGAGAAUUCUGUCCAUGCCAAUGUUUCAAACAUAAAUAAAACGCUACCAAUUUCAAUUCGUUUUUGCGAAAGAAAAAAAUUAGCACAUUUCAAUUAUUGCGAAGAGAAUGCCUUCGAUAAGUUUUUCUUUAUUUUCACACAGGCAUACAAUGAAUUAUACAUUGAAUCGAUGUGUUUUUCUGUCGGACCCUUUUUUUGUAUAUAGCAUUUGGGAAUUUGGCAACACACAAUGCGGGAAAUAACUAUACAUAUCCAAAAUGAUUAUAAACACAAACACACGAAACAUCUUGUUCCGAAUCAAAUGCUGGGUGAAAAAAAGACCAUAAUUUAAGCGCCAGAAAAUUUCCAAGUCAAAAUACUUCAAACUUAUUUUUUUGUCUGUUUUAAUAUUUCAUAUCGGAAAAGCUUUUUAUUGAAACUAUAAAGUUUAUCUUGGAUUUGACAGCAAAUUUAUUUCAUCAAAAAUCCCAUAGAAGAUGAUUUAUUUUUUGGAUUUUUUUUCUUGCUGUUUGCUUUGGAACAAUGUAAUGCAGUUAUCUCAAUCAAUUCAAACAAAAUGAAAAGAAAGAUAUUUCUCGAUGGAAAUCUUAACGAAGAAAUGAAAUUUAUUUUAAAAGAUCUGUGAUUUACGAAUAUAUAAAUAAAACAGUGCAACGAAAAGAUUAUUAGGAAUUCGAUUGUUAAGUUACUCGUUUUAGUGGCUUAUUUUGUUGCCAUCGAGUGACGAUUUGCCGAAAGAUUAAUCUUUACGUGUAGAAAAUUUGCAUAUUUCGAUAUUUUAACGGUCAAGUGUAGCGAACAAUUAUUUUUCUCGAUCAAAAGUAAGUUUAAGAAAUAAACGAAGAAUAAAAUCAAUGUUCAAGAUUAAGCUUAACAAAUGAUUAAUUGUAUUUUAA